Anguilla anguilla (European eel) is the source of this 3082-nucleotide messenger RNA. Its product is annotated as stimulated by retinoic acid gene 6 protein-like. Gene Ontology annotation, biological process: vitamin A import into cell. Lineage: Eukaryota; Metazoa; Chordata; Actinopteri; Anguilliformes; Anguillidae. The record is from RefSeq and is a predicted model, not a curated record. Gene Ontology annotation, molecular function: signaling receptor activity; retinol transmembrane transporter activity. Gene Ontology annotation, cellular component: plasma membrane. The coding region runs from base 336 to 2294 and encodes 652 amino acids. The transcript is spliced from 19 exons.
UUUGUGUUAAUGUCAGAAGAAGGUGUGCAAAUCUUUCCCGAUUAAAUAAUCGCACAGGCUAUCCAAUGCACGGAAGACCGAAUCGCAUUCAGCGUGCGCAAAUCACGGCUGGUAUGCCGGUCUCAUCGGAGUGUCUCCAGGGCGGGGUCAGGGAGUGGACGGGGUCAAAGGUGGUUUGCUUCCAGGUUGAGGGCUGGGCUGUGAAGGACCUCUGGCACACAGAGCGGAGUCAAGAGACCAGCGUUUUGGGGGAGAGACGGCCACCCCUACGCGACACCCGCUAACACUCGCUGCUCCUCCACGCCACUCCCGCCAUCGCCAUCGCCAUCGCCACGAUGCCGGCCGAGGACCCCGGGGAUGCCCCCACCCAGACCUGUGAGAAUGGCAUCAACAUGGGCUUAUUCCUGCACUGCUCGCUCAUUCCUGCUCUGACCAUCAUGGGGGCGCUGUCCUUCCUGCAGCGGAGGGGGAGGCGCUGGGCUGUGGACCAGAGGCUGCCCGGCCUAAACGGUCGCUUCGGCGUGGUGGUCCCCCUGGAUGUCCUCGGCAGCCUCAGGAACAGGUGGUCGUACGGUUUUGCCUUCGGGGCUGUGUCCUCCAGCGUGAUGCUGCUCUUCUCUCGAGAGUACAUGCCCUUCCCUUUGCCGCCUUGGGCCAAAGUGAUCGUGUACCUGGCGGGGGCCCUGGAGGUGGGCAUAGCCUACUAUCCCUUCUUUGCCUGUCUGUCUACUCCAUGCCGAUUGGUCGGCCCUACACUGGGAAUUCUCUACACCCUGACCUGGACAGUCGUGUCACUGUGGGACAUGGUGACCUGUCCAGCUGGCAGAGAGCUGGGAAAGUUCCAGAAGCCCAUCUUGCGGUGGCCAAGUGUUCUGUGCCUGAUCUUCCUCCUGGGCCGUUUCACCCACAUACUGGUCAAGGCUGUGCGCUCCAACCUGAGGCUGCAGAACGAUGAGGAUCUGGAUCUGAUGCUGCAGAAUCACCAGGCCAAAUAUGUGCAGGUUCUGCUGCGUGGUCGUCCCCCUCCGGAGCAGGACAGUGUCUCAAAAGGGGAGGUGAAGAACUGGUUCGAGAGGAACGUUUAUGAGUGGGAUCCCUACUUCAAGUUCCCCAACAGAAUGAUCGGCACGUCCAUCAUCUGUUUCAUAGGCUUGUACGCAAUGACCGUGGCGGACUACAGCCUGUGUGACUACGCGUUCGAUAAGCUCGACCGUCUCGUAGAUUCUCUGAGCACCCUGGCCGCUUCAUGCAACACAACAAACAACCAGUUCGCCGAGUUGGUCCCGCAGCUCAGAAAAUUCAGCCGGGUGGCCAGAGACGUCUGGUUUGUCACCACCAUCUUUGCCAGCCUAACCUCAGUCACAUACACAUUCCAUGUGUUGGUGUGCUACAGGAAGCAGCUAAAGAGGCUGUGGGCAGGACAGAAGAGCUUCAUUCCAGAGAAGUUCCACAGCCCCAGCUCUGCAGUCAGCGUGGCUGCUAUCACUAGGUACUCUGGUUGGCAGAUAGCCUACACUAUGUGGGGUUACCUCAUCGUCCACUUUGUGCAGUUUGUGCUGGGGCUGCUGGUGGCGUACGGCCUGGUGCUGCCCAUCCAGCAGGGCAGAGGGCUGGAAGUUCUCUCCAGCCUGGGGAUGGUAAUACUGACUUUGGGUAUGGUCAUAGGACUGGUGAUACUCCAGAUUGUACUGGUCCAGGUGUUCUUCCUCCAAGAGAAGAUUUCCCCCACUGAUAAGCAGAAACCUUUAGCACUAAACAACAGGAAGGCCUUCCACAACUUCACGUACUUCUUCUUCUUCUACAACGUGAUGGUGGGGCUGGGGAACUGCGUCAUACGGCUGGUGGCCAGCGGGGUGCUGGGCACGUGGCUGGUGUCGCGCAUCGACCGCACCAUCGUGCAACGCGGCUACGAGGUGCUGGACCCGGGGUACCGAACCUGGAUUGGCAUGAUCUUUGCUGACCAUCACCAUAGCAACCCUGUCAUGAUCUGCUUCUGCCAUCUCCUGUUGGCUGAAAGACAGGAGAGGGGAGGGGUAACGCCCUCUCAGUUCAACACUCCAACUGCGUGUGUGAGGGGUAUGAGGAUUCGGCAGCGCUGGCUCCUGCUCUACACCCUGCUGCGGAACCCCCAGCUGAUCCUGCUGCGGAAAUCCUGCCCCCCAUCCCGCCUCUCAUCCCCCCAGGCCAGCCCAAACACCCCGGCCCGGGACACGCUGAGGGUGGGAUUCGCACUGGGGCUCCGCAACAGCUGGUCAGGAGCGGAGGACGCAGCAGUCGACGAGGAAAAUGCAUGACCCCGCCCCCCACAAAACACAGCCUGGCCCACACUCCUUUCUGUGACAUCACUCUCCAUUCUGUGACAUUGCCCGCCAUGCUGUGACAUCACCUUCCAUUUUGUGACAUCACACUCCAUUCUGCGAUUUCACCCUCCAUUCUGUGACAUCACUGUCUAUUCUGGGACAUCACUCUCCUCUUUCUUAUCAUCACAGAGGGGGAGAGUGCGCUUCCUAUAAGUACAGGGAGCUGACAGAGCUCCUCAGUGUUGACUCACAUGAAUGUAUAUUAUCCUAUGAUAAUGUAUAUAUUAACCUUCUUGUUCACUUCUUCUAUUUGAUUAUAAGCCUGUUAUAUUGAGCAAACAGGAAUGUCUGCCUGGUCGAGUGUCAGUACGCUCAGUUACGGUGAUACUGUAAUCCACGGUGUUUGGCUUGUCUGAUCUGAGUUGCUGUAAAUGAAUGGAGUAACGGUGCAUGUUCUGCUUUAGCCCCUGCAGCCUGUGUCUCCCACUCCUGCGUCUUUCCCAGCAUUCCUGCUUUGUUACAGUGCUGAGGACAGGGUGACCAAUCAGAGCCAUGCAAUGCACCGUUCAUGAUGCCAGUUAUACGAGUAUGUACAGUAUGAUGCCAAAGUAUGAAAUCACCAUUAGCUUUUCCUGAUCUCCUUGGGACCCGAAGUGUGAAUUUAAUUUGAAUCAGAAUUAGUUACGUAAAAUAAUCCACAUUCCACUUGUAAUGUAAAUAGUGUGUACAGUGUAACCAACUGUAGUUCUGAGAGGAAAAUUUGUUUCAUGGCAAAAAACAAA